Bursaphelenchus okinawaensis is the source of this 870-nucleotide messenger RNA. Lineage: Eukaryota; Metazoa; Nematoda; Chromadorea; Rhabditida; Aphelenchoididae. The record is from the annotation of a GenBank genome assembly.
AUGUAUCUGCUGUGUUGUUUCUUUGUUAUUUCGGCCGUACUUCUACAAUUGCAUGCUCAACAGUAUCCGAGGCCGGAGAGUGUGCAGCGCCAAUUGAACGCCUAUUACGGACCGAGCAUGGGCGCGGUGGCUAGUCGUCCGCUGAGUCAUAGUAAUGCGGUGCUGGAGGAAGUGAGUCAGGCCUAUCCACAGUACAAUGCCAAGAGAUUGUUGAGUUUUUUGGUGGAUAAAUACAAGCGCGACUUGGCCUCAAAUCAAGCGGUAGGUUGGAUGAGUGAGAGUGGUCGAACGUUCGCUCCACAGAGUGGCUUUUACCCGGCUGUUGCUGUGAAUAACCAACCGUAUGCUCGUGGUUUUGUGUCGAGUGCUAACAGAGCUUUUGCUGAUACUAAUGGCCAGGCUUUUGGCGGUACUAACAACCAGGCUUAUGCUGAUUCUAACAGUCAGGCAUUUGCCGGUACUAACAACCAAGCCUUCUCUGGUGUUAACGACCAAACACCAGAGACCGCACCAAGCCCUAACACUAAUUCAGCUUCUCUUACUAACCCACAAGCUUUACCUAACCCACAAGCUUUAACUAACCCACAGAACAACGCACAACUGAACGAAAACGUUUCUCCCAUGACAAACAAUGUUCAACCAGUCGCUGCUGUUGAACAACUGGUUCCACAAAAAGCUGUUCAAGUUGAUGCCAACAUGGAGAAGCAAGCCAGUGGAUCACCGGCUUCACCAGCAGCCAAUGCGGCCCAGCCUGUACCUGAACCAUUGUCAACAGGUCCAGUCGCAAGCUACGCUCCUACGGCUAGAUUCUUGGGAUAUGCGCCAAUGAGCAAUUUUUUCGAUAAUCGUUUGAAUGCUUUUGCACAAUAA